Molecule: messenger RNA, 1582 nt
Organism: Mercenaria mercenaria
Lineage: Eukaryota; Metazoa; Mollusca; Bivalvia; Venerida; Veneridae
Exons: 5
Coding region: 70-858 (262 amino acids)
Source: RefSeq, a predicted model, not a curated record
AAUUUCUACCCAAAUAAAUACAAAAAAUAAAUUAAUUGAAUUAAACGGCUUGCGAGCACAUAGUUAAUCAUGGCGAGGUUUUGGCUGAGAGCAGGUUUUACUCUCUUGAUGAUUACUUUUUUACUGAAAGACAAUAUCACAACAGCCCAGAUUUCCUCCGUUUUCGUAACGCAGAUGACGCAAAUAACAAACCACAGGAGCACUUCCGGUGCUCUGAGCGAACUGCAAGCCCGGGGUAUAACACAAUGUGCAAUGGAGUGCAACCAUGCUGUAGAAUGCAGAUCGUUUUUCUACAACAAACAGGAUACAGUGUGCCAACUACAUGACGUUUUGUUUGAGAACUACGACACGCUCACCUACAUCUAUCAAACUAGAUAUUACAUAAUGAAUGAGGUACAGUCAAACUUCACCUGUCCACCUUCACCGCCACCUGCUGAAUACACCGCAGUUUUGUUGUCCGAUAACACUGUCUUUUCAUACAGAAUAAUAUGGGGUAAGAAGGAAAAAACCAAAGCAAUUGAUGACUGUGUCGCCGAUGGUGCCGGGCUAGUUCGAGUCCUGUCCUUGGCGAAAAUGCAGACGCUGGUAAAUCUGUUCACUACAUGUCCAGGUUACCAGGGUACGGAUAACUAUUGGAUUGACGGGAGCAACAUAAACGCAGUUGAUUUCUUUAACAUCACGCAAUGGGAAACAUCUCUCAGUGAACCCUUACCGACAACCAAUCAGUUUUGGGCUCCAGGAUGGCCAUUAGAUCCGGAUAAAGACCAAUGUGCCGUCCUCUCGGCAUCUGAUGGCUACCGAUGGACCAAUGCUAAGUGUGCGUACCCUUCAAAAUUCUACUUCAUUUGCGAGGAGUGAGAGCAUCACGUUUUCAUCGAUUCCUCACAACAAUAUUCAAUCGGAUUCAAAAUAACACUUUUUGACGUUAUUCUUUAAUUAAGGUAUUGGACCAGAAAUGACAUUCGGUAAAUUACGUGUUCUUCACAUGUGAUUUUCGGUUUUUACGAAAAUCCUCUGCGCGUUGAUCUAUAUUUGCGCCCGAAGAAUACCGAAUGACCCAGCGAAAAUACGUAAUAACACGGAAAUUACCGAGUGUAAUUUCGGGUCCGUCAUCUUAAAUUGAUAUGAAUGUUAUAAGUUUUCAGAUGCUACAUCUUCACCAGCCACGUUUGAAAAUUUUAAGUGAGGUACUGAUGAGUGAAUUAUAAUUAGAACUUUCAUAAGAUUUUUUUUCCUGUCAUUUAUUGCUUACAUUUCCACGUUCACGCUUUUUACCUGCGUAACGUCAUAACUUUCAAUGUAUGUGUUAUUAUUACAGUAUUCCAAGUUGAUGGGUUGUAUUGUAUCGUUGGGAUAUGAAUACAGAACAUUAGUAUUUUUGAUAUUAUUUUAUAUCUGUUUUAUUUAUUCAGUCGUAAACGUUUAUUUGCAACACGUGACCGUACAAUAUAUUACCGUAUAGGACGCUCGUGCGAAUUUAAAUCGGGUGAAGUAGGCGCUCUAUGUACAGAGCUUAUUUAUGCGUCUUGAAAUCAGGAUUAUUGGAAAAUACGUAAAAAGGCUGAAUACAAUAUUCAGUAAA